UUCACAAGAUGGCGACACAAGUUCUACUUUUAUUCAACUGCCCACUUCUUCCACGAUUCUCGCGCAUGUGCUGUAAUUUUCAAUGCAGAGCUUAGCUUAUUGAUAGCAAAGACGUAGUAAAUUUACAGGUGUUGAAUUAUUAUAAUUUCAAGAUGAUUGCCAGACAGUUGAUUGCCAAACAGAUCAGAAAUUUUACCACAAGUGCUAUCCGUCGCUCUGGCCAUGGCGAUCCUGGAGGUUACCCAGGCGCUAACUUGCCGUUCAGUAUCCACAACAGAUUCAAGCUUACAGCUUAUUUCAUCAUCUUCUUUGGCAGCGGAUUAGCCUUACCAUUCAUUAUAGUCCGUCAUCAAAUGUUGAAGUAAAUUUAUAAUAUUUGCUGGAGUAGUUAAUUGAAAUUUAAAAAAAUAAUUCAAACCAUUUAAAUGUAUUAAAAAUUCUAGCAAUAAAAUCUUCAUCUCUUAUAAACAUAA
This is a messenger RNA of Cotesia glomerata, 473 nucleotides long. RefSeq names its product cytochrome c oxidase subunit 7C, mitochondrial-like (gene COX7C). The transcript is spliced from 4 exons. NCBI's taxonomy places the organism in Eukaryota, Metazoa, Arthropoda, Insecta, Hymenoptera, Braconidae. The coding region runs from base 153 to 365 and encodes 70 amino acids. Gene Ontology annotation, biological process: mitochondrial electron transport, cytochrome c to oxygen. The record is from RefSeq and is a predicted model, not a curated record.